Molecule: messenger RNA, 808 nt
Organism: Trifolium pratense (red clover)
Lineage: Eukaryota; Viridiplantae; Streptophyta; Magnoliopsida; Fabales; Fabaceae
Exons: 3
Coding region: 1-702 (233 amino acids)
Source: RefSeq, a predicted model, not a curated record
AUGACUUCCAAAGGCUCGAGGCGUCUUUCUGAGAUGUACAUGGAAGCGAGGAACAAGUGUGAACGCCCAUCUUGGAUAGGUGAGGAUGCUUGGAAAGAGCUUGAUAUUGAGUGGAAGAAGCCAGCCUAUAAAGCGAUAUCACAGCGAAAUAAGAAGAAUCGUAAUUCUGCUAAAGGUGGGUCUGUCCAUACUGGCGGAUCCAUAACUUUCACCGAGCAUACCUUACGGAUGGCUGAAGAGUUGGGUAGAGAACCCACAGUGGAUGAGGUCUUUUUAAGAACUCACAUUCGUAAGAAGGACUCAACUUGGGUUGAUCUUAGAUCUCAAAACACUUAUGGUAGUUUCCAAAGUAAUUUGAAUCAGGCCUCAGAAGGUGCAGAUGAGAGUGGCUCCCAAAUGGUCGACUCUGCGACUCGUUUAAAACUGUGGGCCAAAUCUGUUGGGGGGAAAAAUCGAGGACGUCUAUAUGGUGUAGGAGAUAGGUCCUCGAAUUAUAGACCAGGUGUUUCAAGUCUCGCCCCAGACACUGUUCCAUCUAUGGGUUGCAGCCAAGUUUCAUCCCAUUAUUCUCAUGAGAUGGCAACACAGUUGGCCACACUUGAGGAGCGAGCAAAGGCAGCAGAGGAUGAGGUUCGGAAUACAAGGGAGGAGCUUAGGCAAGCAGAGCUUAAGCGACAAAAGGAAGCUCAGCAGUCAGAAUAGCGUGCUGCAGAGUUCCAAAUGCAGCUGAUAGCGUUGACAAAAAGUGUAGCUGCCAUGCAGGCCGAGCCCUCCCGUCGUCGACGUCGUCAUCCAGAUUAUGAUGAGG